Molecule: messenger RNA, 1008 nt
Organism: Merops nubicus (carmine bee-eater)
Lineage: Eukaryota; Metazoa; Chordata; Aves; Coraciiformes; Meropidae
Gene: RAD51AP1
Product: RAD51 associated protein 1
Exons: 8
Coding region: 1-1008 (335 amino acids)
Biological process (GO): double-strand break repair via homologous recombination; interstrand cross-link repair
Molecular function (GO): double-stranded DNA binding; single-stranded DNA binding
Source: RefSeq, a predicted model, not a curated record
AUGCUCAGUCUGAAAGGAUUAAUAAUGUGUGUUUUUUGCAACAGGAAUAAGAAAAUCGUUGAUUAUUCUCAAUUUGGGGAUUUGGAAGAUGAUGAUGAAGACUUUGCAUGUAUAGCUGCACCUUCAAACAAAAAAUCCAGAACACAGCUCAAGGAUCCAAAGAAGGAGAAAAAAGACAAGCAAAAAAAGCAACACAAUGAAUUGACUCCAUCACAAAAGCAGACACCUACUAAAAGGUUAUCAUUGGAUGACAAACUUUAUCAAAGAGAUUUGGAAGUUGCCUUAGCCUUAUCCGUCAAAGAAAAGUCUGCAAAUAUCCUUGAGGAGCAAAAUUCAGAAGAACAAGAUAAGGCGACCGAAUCAGAACAUGUCCAUAGGAGACCCCUUUUUUCCAACUGCAGUGUAGACAGUAAUCUUCUAGGUCUCAAUCGAGUUAUAGAUGAUGAAGUACCCAGGGGUGCCUGUAGGCAAAGGAGAGCAGCAUCUGGAGCUGCAGCACAUCAGAAGUUACUGACUGUUGACAGUGAUGAUGAAGAGCAUGCUACUGACUCUGAGCCAGAGACUGUACCAAGUGAGGAGUCAGAAGAAGACUCAGAUUAUAGUGAAGAUGAUGAUGAUGAUGAAGACUUUGCUAUGAAAAAGAAGAAAGCCAAAGGAAAUGAAAAGAAAACCAGACAAAAGAUGCCAGCUGAGAGAGAGAAGAAAACUCCCAAAUCCAAGAUUAAUACUACAGCAUCACCUGUAGUUUCUCCUUCAUGGAUAACAGAACAAAAAUCUGAGCCAGCACAAAGUAAGAUGUCCAGUUCUGCAGAACCAGUUGGGAGGCCUCUGCACACAUCAAGUCCUGUAACAGACAAGAAGCCUAAAUGGAUACCACCAGCUGCAUCAGGAAGCAGUAAUAACUCUGUGAAAUACAUUUCGGUUAAGUCACCUGCUCCGUGUCUUAGACUUGGACUCUCCAGACUAGCAAGAGUCAAACCACUGCAUCCCAGUGCUACCAGCAGUUAA